AUGACGAUAACAACAACUAUAGCCUACGCUACAAUUAGGACUACAAUCUGUUUUUGUAUACGCAGUGAGAUAUUCUGUGACGGUCCACUUCUCUCUGCAGCUCAGAAUGCAUUUAUCUUCAACGACUCAAAAACAUUUGUUGAUCUUCACUUGAAAAAUGAUCCAGCUACCGUCCUUUCUGACUUUGAAAGCCUAAACUCCACAGACAUGGGUGUAAUGCAGAGUUUCGUGGAUGCAAACUUUGACGGACCAGCCAUUGAGUUCAGUCCCUGGGUUCCACCAGAUUGGCAACUAAGUCCUGCAAUUUUGGAGAAAAUUCAAGACCCCGAACUCCGUGCCUGGGCCUCUGAUCUUCAUACCCUAUGGAAAGACCUAGGGAGAAAGAUUAAAGAUGAUGUUGAUAUCAAUAAAGACCAGUACUCCCUCAUGCAUGUCGACAAUCCAUUCGUGGUUCCCGGCGGGCGAUUCAGAGAAUUCUAUUACUGGGAUUCGUACUGGAUUAUCAAGGGAUUGCUGCUCUCUGGUAUGACUGACACUGUGAAAGGAAUGCUGUCCAAUUUCAUCUCCAUAGUGGAUCAACUAGGAUUCGUCCCAAACGGCAACCGUAUCUACUACCAGCGAAGAAGCCAGCCACCAUUCCUCAUCCCUUCCGUCAAUGAGUAUCUAAAGGUCACAGGGGACUUCCAAUUCGUCAGGGACAAUCUACCCACCUUACAAAAGGAGUACGAGUUCUGGAUGGUCAAUCGAUCAGUAGAAGUCCGGAAACAAGACGGGGGAUCAGUGGAGAGUUAUACACUUAACCGCUAUAAUGUCUUCAUGGGAAAACCAAGGCCAGAGUCUUACAGAGAAGACGUUGAAACGGCUGCUGGACUCCCCGAAGUCGAUGCAGCAGAAGUGUAUUCAAAUCUGGCCUCGGCAGCUGAGAGUGGUUGGGAUUUCUCAAGUAGGUGGUUUGGUCAACAAGGCACACUCAGCUCCAUACGCACCAAGCAAAUAGUUCCAGUGGACCUGAAUAGUAUUAUGUGCAUGAACGAAAGACUUCUGGCAGAGUUCUAUGAACAGGCAGGCGACACAGUAAAAGCAGCAGAAUUCACCACUGCCUAUCAGACAAGACGCUCCGCAAUCCAGAAUGUCCUAUGGAAAGAAUCCACAGGUGUAUGGCUGGAUUAUGAUUUAGAGUUAUCUGCCACCAGAGAUGAGUUCUACUUGUCGAAUAUCCUGCCAAUGUGGGCUGGGUGUUACGGCUCGGAAGUCGGCGCUGCUAAACACGAGAUCGACGGGAAAGUUCUCAGCUACUUGAAGAAUGAGGGGGUAUUGGAUUAUCCGGGAGGAGUUCCAACAUCUAAGAAGAACACAAGUGAACAGUGGGACUACCCCAAUGCGUGGCCUCCUCUCCAGCAGAUGCUGAUCGAAGCUCUGGACAACAGCGACUUGAAAGAGGCUAAGCAGAUUGCCUUCGACCUGGCACAGAAAUGGACUCUCACAAACUACUUGGCUUACAAGGAGAACAAAGUCAUGUAUGAAAAAUAUGAUGUAACCAAUCAGGGCGUGCCUGGUCACGGGGGAGAGUACGGAGUACAGGCUGGAUUUGGCUGGACAAAUGGCGUCAUUAUGACCCUGCUGGACGAAUAUGGAGACAAGCUGAAAUCUGAUGUCCCUAUAACUACCACUCCAUCGAGUAGAGGACACCAGGCUAACUCUGAAUACUUCAUAGUGGCACUUCUACUGAGUCUUACUUUAUUUUUCAGUUCCUGCUUUGUUUCUGUUUGAGUUUGGUGAAAUGAGAACUAGAGAUUUGAUGGUUCUACAUUAGUAAAACAUAUCUAUGGGCUUAUAAAGGGACUUAGGUGGAAACAAGUCAGGUGGAAAGUUUCAGGGAUUUUUUGUUUGUUUGAACGGAAGGAAUCCAACAAAAAUUAAUCUUCACAUGUCCCUUUAAAAGAUUUAAGCUAUCAAGUCAGCAAAACUAGAUAAGACUUUAUCAAGAUUCCUGUAAAUGCCACAAUCACCUGUGACCUGUAACUGUCGCAUGUUGAGGGUGUCAUAAUAUAAAAGACACAAACAAUUAACCUGUUAAAGGUGUCACAAUUAUAACCAGUGUCAACUGGAAAGAGUGUAAUAGUGUCACCAAAAGCACCAACAGACCAAAUUAUGAUCGGAGUUCGAAUUGAAAAGGAAGGUGAGGUUUAUUGAUACCUACAUGUAAGGUACAUAAAGAGUAAUCCGUCCUGAAUAAAACACGACCAAAGAUUGGAACUUUUGUUUUUAAUUUAUUAUUUUUUAAAGAGUGAAAUUUACGAAUUUAAGAAGUAGAAUCUUAGGGUGUGAAAAACAGGCCUCAAGUCUUUUUAACUUUCAAAUAUUUCUUUCUCAAAAACUAUGUUACUCCAGAGGGAGUUAUUUCUCACAAUGUUCUAUACUAUCAACA
Asterias rubens (European starfish) is the source of this 2428-nucleotide messenger RNA. RefSeq names its product trehalase-like. Gene Ontology annotation, molecular function: alpha,alpha-trehalase activity. Lineage: Eukaryota; Metazoa; Echinodermata; Asteroidea; Forcipulatida; Asteriidae. The transcript is spliced from 13 exons. The coding region runs from base 1 to 1770 and encodes 589 amino acids. Gene Ontology annotation, biological process: trehalose catabolic process. The record is from RefSeq and is a predicted model, not a curated record.